AAGUUAACACUAAAAAAAAACAUUGUGAAGACAGCCUAAGAGCAAAUUUUUAAAAAAUCGAUCUACCCAACCCUGAUAUACGUUUAGAAAUGUUGCGGCCGGAAAUUUGCGCCUAAUUAUUAAAAUUCACCAUGGAGGUGACAUUAAAACGUUUAACUGCUGAUGGUAAUUUUGCAAAUGAAGUUUUAUUUUUAAAUCAGCAAAAAUCGUAUUCAUUUGGACGAAUGUCAAAAAAUGAUGUUGUCCUAUUUGCACCAACAGUAUCAAAUCAUCAUUGUAUUUUUCAUCACAAUUCAAAUGGUUUCUUUGUUGAAGUAUUGGAGAGUUGGGCGGGUGUUAUUGUUAAUGGGACAAAACAUACAAAUGGUUCGACGGUUCAUUUAAAAAAUGACGAUGUCAUCUCAAUUGGACCUUUAUUUAAAUACAAAAUUGAAAUUAAGCCACAAACUGUAAACAAUGAAAUUGAACAACAUUUUACAUCCGAUUUUGAAACCGAUUACGAAAGUAUCAAAGAAGAAGAUACAGAAAAUGAGGACACAGAUUGUGAAGAAGCUCAAAAUUUCGAGUUGGAAACAUCGGAUGAAAUAAAAGAGGAAUUAAACGAAAGCGAAAGAGAGGAAAUUACAUCGCAACAAAUUCAUUCAGCAAUGGAAAUAUCAUUUGAAGAAGAUGAAGAUAAACCAUUGUUAAUGAAUUUAACGAUUGACAAUUCAUUGCAAUCAAAAAUUAUCGACGACAAUAAUGAUUCUUUGAAAAAAGGAGAAAAUUCCAAUUUAGAGAAAAAAAUCUCACAAUCCAUUAAUCGUCGACGUGUGUCAAUGGAAAAAUUAUCAUCAACAAAAAACAAAUUUUUCAAUAAUUUGAAAAAUAAUAAAAUUUCAUCACCAAAUAAAGAGAAAAAUGAAAUUUCCAAAGAAACAAAAAUUUCCCAAGAAAAUGAAAUUACUGAAAUAAAUGAAUGUGCCAAAGAAAAUCAAAUUUUCGAAAAAAACAAUGAAACUUCUACAAAUGAAAAUGAAAUUUUCCCAAAUAAUGACGAAUUAACAAUUCAUGAAAAUCAAAUACCAAAAAAAAUCCCACAAAAUCAAAUUCCAUUCAUAGAUAAAAAUUUACAAGAAAAACCAAAAACAAAUAAUAAAAAUAAAAAUUCCCCAACAACAAAAAAUGAAUCGAAUAAAGAAAAUAAUUUUCAAUUAAAAGAAAAUCUUGAAAAGUCACCGGAAAAUUCCAAUGAAACAUCAUUUCAACCAUUUAUAAAUCUCGAACGUUAUAAUUUAAAAAAUAAAAAUGAAUCCCCUUUAAAAAAAUUAAAAGCGCGUACAAAACGUAAAAAAGACUUAUUACAACAACAAAGUAUUCGUAAAUGGGUGAGAAAUCCAUUUGCACAAAAAAAAAUUAAUUUUCGUGAAGUUAAAAUUGUUCUCGAACGUUUAACAAUUGACACGCAAAAUUUGUCCUCCAUUGAAAUGGGGGAAAAAAAUACACCACCGCCGACAAUAAAGAAAGAUGAAAAAUUGGAAAAUUCCCCUAAAAUCGAAUUGAAAAAAAAAACUAAUGAAGAAAAAGUGGAAUCAGAAAAAUUCAUUGAAAAAAGAGAAAAAAAAGAGAAAAAUUUUAAUAGAAAAAAAAUAAAAGAAGUGAAAAAUUUGAAUAUAAAUUUUGAAAAAAAAAUUGAAUUAAAAAAGAAAGGAGAAAAAUUAGAGAAGAAUAAAAAUAAUUUGAAUUUAUUGGAAAAACAACUUCGUGUUUCGUUAACGGAUAUAAUGAAAGAUUUAACUUCAAUGAAAAUAUCUCCUUCGAAUAAUAAUAAUAAUAAUUUAUCGCAAACAAUUAAUAUCUCGUCAUUUGAUACAUUUCUUUCGGAUAAUUUAACAAAAAAAUUAUCAUCUACAAAAAAAAUUUCCCCAAUGAAGAAACAUUCCUCUUUGACAAUAAAAAAAUUGCAAAAUCAAAUUCCAACGAGAAAUAAUUUAUUAACGAAAUAUUUUCCCGUCUCGCCGUUAAAGAAACUUUCUACCUUAUCUUCUGAUGGUAAAAAAAAUGGUAACGAUAAUGAUGAUGAUGAUAAUGAUAAUGAUAAAGAUUAUGAUUAUAAUGAAGAUAAUGAUACUGAUAAUGAUAGUGAAAAUAGUAAUGUAAAUGCUGAACCAAAAGUAAUUGAAAAAACCCCAUCAGGAAGAUUAAAAUGUCCAAAAUGUCCAAAAUCAUCAAUAGGUCCAAGACAAUAUGAACGACAUUUAUUAACACAUGAAGAAAAACGUUUUAAAUGUUCAUAUUGUGAUAAAAAAAUUGCAAGUAAAUCAUAUUUACAGGAACAUGAAAAAUCACAUCGCAAUGAACGUCCAUUUAAAUGUAAAAAAUGUAAUAAAAGUUAUGUGGUAGAACGUAAUUUAAAAUCACAUCAAUUAUCACAUUUAAAAGAACGUAAAUUUAUAUGUGAUAUUUGUAAACAUACAUUUAGAUCAAAAAAAGAUAUUGCCGCACAUAUAAGAAUACAUUUGGGCACUAAAAGAAUGCAAUGUAAAAUAUGUAAAAAAAUAUUGGCACACAAACAUUCUUAUCAAUAUCAUAUGCAAACACAUAAUAAUAAAGAAAAAACAGUUGCAUGUAUAUAUAAGGAUUGUAAAAAAUUAUUUACAAGACAAAUUGAUAUGCAACAUCAUCUUAAAUCACAUGAAAAUCUUAAGGAAUUUAAAUGUUCAUAUUGUGAGAAUUGUUAUAAUUAUCGUAGUGCACUUGAUCGACAUGUUAAAUUAACUCAUACAUUUGUUGGAAUUUAUCAAUGUAAUUAUUGUGAUAAAAAAUUUCCCUCUAAGUCAAUUUUGGAGAUACAUUUGAGAAUGCAUACUGGAGAACGACCAUUUCCUUGUCAGGUAUGCGAUAAAAAGCUGAGAGACGAAAAAACAUUACAAGUACACAUGAAAUCGCAUAAAAAAAAAUUGACCUGCAACGAAUGCAAUGAAAUGUUUACUGGUAAAUUUUCAUUGAGACGUCAUUUAAGAAUACAUUUUCCAAAAGAAAAAAAUUUAUGUCCCUAUUGUCAAUGGGAAUUUAAAAAGCCAUCGGCAUUAAUUAAUCAUAUACGCACUCAUACUGGUGAAAAACCAUUUCAUUGUAAUAUUUGUGAUAAAAAAUAUGCAAUUAAAGGUGAUCUUACAUGUCACAUGUAUAUGCAUACUGGUAAUUAUCCAUAUAAAUGUAAAAAAUGUCAUAAGGGCUAUGAAAAGGAAAGACUACUUAAAAUGCAUUAUCGUAAACAUACUGGUAAAAUGCCAUUUAAUUGUUUAUUAUGUCAAUUUUCAUUUAGAUAUAAAGCAUCAUUGACAAUUCAUUAUUCAAAACAUUUAUCAAAUGUAAGAAAAUGUGAUAUUUGUAAAUUAGAUUUUCGUGCUAAAAUAACAUUUAAUCGUCAUUUAAAAUUACAUAAACAAUUAAAGGGCAUCUAUAAUUGUACUGUUUGUGAAAAGAAAUUUAAAUUACAAAAUGAUCUUGUUGAACAUUCGAAGAAAAUGAUUGAAAGACUCGGUAAAUGUUCAAGUAAAUGAGAAAUUUUAUUUUUUUUUUUAAAUAUUUUUUUAGAGAGUUUAUUUUUUAGUUUUCUCCACAUUUUGUGUGGAGCGGCCGUAAGAAAAAUAAGUGUACAAGUUUCCAAAUUAAGUACUAUUUUUUAUAUUUUAUAUAGAAUUAUAUAUCUUUUUCUUUACUGAUCACAUUUACGAACGUCAGUACUUGUGAUUUAGAUAAAUAGUUUUUUUUUAUAGUUGAUUAUAUACAAAAUAUUUUGGCAUUUUAUUUUUUGUGACUUUAGUUUAUUUCAUAAAUUUUUAUAGAUAAUAAUUUUAUUUUUUGAUUGCAAAUUUUUGAAUAAUUUUUCGCACUGUAUAAAUAUUAAGAAAAAA
Molecule: messenger RNA, 3899 nt
Organism: Leptopilina boulardi
Lineage: Eukaryota; Metazoa; Arthropoda; Insecta; Hymenoptera; Figitidae
Product: zinc finger protein 567-like
Exons: 7
Coding region: 132-3545 (1137 amino acids)
Molecular function (GO): protein binding
Source: RefSeq, a predicted model, not a curated record